AUGUGGGAAGUUCCUGGACCAAGUGCCUCAGACCACCGUAGAAUGGAUGGAGGAAAAACUGCUUAUGGAGCUGAUCUCAGCUACAACAGAAUCACAGAAAUUAAAGAAAAUGAUUUCCUCGGAAUGGAAAACCUUGAAAAACUAGAUAUAAGCUUCAACAGCGUAAAAGAAAUGGACAAAUACGCAUUUUUAACACUGGCAUCCCGAAAAGUUGGAAUAGUUUUCGACUAUAACAACUUGAAAUGUAAUUGUGAACUUAUGUCGAUACGGGAGAGCUUAAAAAAGGUGACAAGUUCAGAAGGUUAUAGUUCGGUUUUAUCGACAGUAGAAUGUGAGACGGCUAUGGGGCUUCAUUUACCUUUGGAUCAGGCCAAAUUUGGACCAUGUGCCGGUACAGAAAGGAGCAGAUCAGCCCAGGUCGCCAAAGAAAUGAGAAGGUAUAAAUUAAAAGUCCUAGGAUUAAGUGAGACACGAUGGAACGGCAGUGGCCAAACUAGGUUGGUCUCGGGAGAGACUGUCAUCUACUCAGGUCACGAGGACGAAGAUCAUGAACACACGCAAGGUGUAGCCAUAAUGAUGUCUCCAGAAGCAACAAAUGCUUUGAUUGCAUGGGAACCAGUCUCGCCACGACUCAUAGCAGCUCGUUUCAAUGCCAAGGGAAGGAAAACAACUUUAAUCCAGUGCUAUGCACCCACAAAUGCUGCAACAGAUGAAGAGAAAGAGGACUUCUACAGCGCCCUGCAGGCUCAAAUUGACAAAUCACCAAAAAGAGAUAUAAAGAUAGUAAUGGGAGACAUGAAUGCUAAAGUUGGAAAAGAAAAUAAAGAACGGGAGCUCACAAUGGGGAAAAAUGGAAUAGGCACAAUAAAUGAAAACGAGGAACUCUUUGCUGAUUUCUGCGCAUUUAAUGAUCUAAUUAUAGGAGGGGGGGCAAUUUUCUCUCAUAAAGAUAUACAAAAGACCACCUGGACGUCACCCGAAGGCAAAACAAAGAACCAAAUUGAUCACAUCACAGUUUCCAGAAAGUGGAGAAGAAGUUUAAUGGAUGUUAGGGCGAAACGAGGUGCAGAUGCAGCCUCAGACCACCAACUCGUGGUUGCAAUACUAAAAUUAAAACUAAAAUCCUACAGGGAUCGAGCUGAUAAACCGCACUUUAAAUUCAAUACAACAUAUCUUAGGUGUCCAAAAAUAAAGGAAGACUUUAACUGCGCAGUAAAAAAAGGGUAUGAAGCACUCUCCAACCUGGAAGAGGAAACAGUAGAGCAAAAAUGGCUAGGAAUACAGGAACUAUGGAAGUCAACAUGCACUGACAUAUUGGGGAGAAGAAAAAAUGAACCAAAAGAAUGGAUCACAACAGAGACAUGGGCCAAAAUUGAAUAUAGAAAAGAGAUAAAGCAGAAGAUUAGCAAAUGUAAGGAUGAAAAAGAGAAUAAACCUCAGAACACAUUAUUGUGA
This is a messenger RNA of Physella acuta, 1455 nucleotides long. RefSeq lists its product as uncharacterized. Lineage: Eukaryota; Metazoa; Mollusca; Gastropoda; Physidae. Gene Ontology annotation, biological process: DNA repair. Gene Ontology annotation, molecular function: double-stranded DNA 3'-5' DNA exonuclease activity; protein binding. The record is from RefSeq and is a predicted model, not a curated record.